Molecule: messenger RNA, 219 nt
Organism: Aspergillus brunneoviolaceus CBS 621.78
Lineage: Eukaryota; Fungi; Ascomycota; Eurotiomycetes; Eurotiales; Aspergillaceae
Exons: 2
Coding region: 1-219 (72 amino acids)
Source: RefSeq, a predicted model, not a curated record
AUGGAAGAGUCGAUAGACUACAAUGAACUUAUUGCACAGAUUUCUGUAAACCUCAACAAUGCACUCAACACGUUCGGUGCCUCAUCUCCCCAGUUCCAGAAUGUCCUCAGUAUCCUAAAAGACUGCCUGCGGGAAUUGGACGAGCGAUCGCGGAAAUCGACCUCGGUGGAUCCUGAGAUGCUGAAUCUCGCGAUGGGCUUCUUGUCGCUGGGAGAGUAA